CCACAUGCUACUGUUUAUCUCUGAUGUAGUGGCCCCAGACCAGAUAUCUUGUCCUGGUGAGUGGGCUAACUUUGCUCCUGUGGGCCAGCUUAUCUGUAAAGACUAACACCUGUUGGCAUGGCAACCCAGUCUCGGCCAACCACUGCACAGGAGAAACAUGACCUCAUCCUGAUGACAUCAUCACCAGCUGAUGCUUGCCACAUGUGAGGUUUUAAACUGGUCUGUGCUGGAAUGUUCUGCUUUCAUUCUGUAGUACAGCUCUAUACCUUCUUGUUCCCCAUUGGCUACACUAUACAGUGCCUUUUCACGUUGUGACAGCAGGCUAUACAGCUGCCAUAUUUGCUGAGUCAACAGUUCUGGGUUUAUGAUUAACCAGCAGGGAAAACCGGGCACUGCUUCCUGGGAGGUGACGCUAUAAACUAGCCGCAACCAGUGUUACACGGUGAGCGUUCUGCACUUAUACAGGGUCCUACAAUAUUUGCAAGAAUCACAGCAACCGGUGAGUGGGGACAUUCUGAGAUAUCAAGAACACAGACUGGUGGGUCCAUGUAAGCACCAACUGCCAAGAAGUGAGGACUUCCCGGCAAAAGAAACUGCUGAGUCCCCAGAUAUAGGACGUGACAUAACUGGUGAGGGUUGUUGUGCCCUUUCAGCUGACCCCUUGGCUGCUCUGCACGGAUCUAGAAACAGGAAGCAGGCAGGAAACCCCCUCCGGGCAACCAAACAGCUGACUGUAUCAAACCGACUGUUGCCACAUCAAGACCAACAGUGGAGGGGAGGUACUUUGUGGCUUUUCUUAUCCUCCAGACGACUAGUUUUCUUCUCCAAGGCCAUAGGGCAAGAAGACUGUGGCACUCAAGGUACCGGUCCAUGUGUCUUCUGUCAAGAGGGAGACUUAAGUAGCUACCAUGGCUCCUUGAGUUGUAUCAUAGAAGAGGUAGCGUCCAUUCCGAGAUGUUUACUGAGUGAGGUCACGUCUCUGGACAUACUGGGCCGGCAGGAUGGCAGCCCGUCCCAGGGUUACCCAGACAUCCUCCCUGCCUCCGGCCUCACCCCUCCCACCAGGGCACGGGCCAAACUUCAGCACAUUCUGCAGCAGGACCCUCCAGACGACAACUGUACCUUCUUCUCUCAAUUCCAUCCCGGUAACUACACGAUCUCAGAAUUGGUGUUGUAUCUGAACUCAAGUGGCACUGCCGAUUUCCCACAGAUUUGCUUCGCGACUUGCCCUCACUGAAUCAACUCGUGAUUGAAGGGUUACAGAUGCACGCACCACCACCGAUGAAAGGACUAAGCUCACUGAAGACAGUAAGCAUGGCAAGCAAUGGCAUACAAAUGCUAAAUCUUACCAAUGUCAAAGGUUUAGCUGAAGUGUCAAACAUCAAGUUAACUGGAAACACCUUGGAAAGGAUUCCUUUCCAUGCCUUUGCAAUGAGUAGCCUUGUGAAACUAGAGGAACUAAAGUUAGACUCCAACAAAAUCUCAGUAAUAGACGAGGAUGCUUUCGCUGGCCUGCCAUCUUUAAAAGUGUUAGACCUUCAUGGUAACAUGAUUCAAGUACUAAACAAGGAAAUCCUACAUCAGCUUGAAUAUCUAGACAUGCUAAACUUGUCAAACAAUGCUAUCCACACACUGGAAGCACAAACAUUCUCUGAGAUGAAGGAUUUGCAUGUUCUUGACUUGUCCCAGAACAAUUUGACCUUGACAGCUGAAAUGCCAGCAUCGCUAUUCACUGGACCAGAAAAUCUGACCAGUCUGUACCUGGCUCAAAACUUGAUCAGCAGUUGCCCUGAGGACCUGGGAAGAGCACUGCCCUAUCUACAACAUCUUGACCUACAGAGAAACAACAUUUCUGUCUUCACAGAAAAGUUCUUAAAGGGUCUGGGUUCAUUAAAGGAGAUUGACUUGUCUGGGAACCCUUUCUCAUGCACGUGCGAUGUGGAGUGGUUAUUUGAUUGGUUAAAAAAAAAUAGUACCGUAGCAUUCGUUAAUUGGAAAGAAUACGAGUGUUACUACCCGCGGCAUUCACGUGGCGUCAACUUUGAACAUUUCAACCCGGAGGUUCUCAAGUGCGAUGAGGGUGCUGACCACACGCAGCUGGGACUGUCCCUGGGGAUUUCUCUCACCCUGGCCGUACUGGUCAUCGUGCUGGCCGCUGUGCUCUAUUACCACUGCCGCUGGCGCGUCAAGUAUGGCUGGUUUGUGCUGUGUGGCAAAAAGGGUGAGCAAGUGGAACAGAAAGUCGAGGACGAGUACUUCAAGUAUGAGGCUUUCCUGUCGUACUGUAGCAACGACCGCUGGUGGGUCAUCGACGAGCUACUCCCCAAGGUCGAGAAUUGUCCCCCGCCCACUUACAAGAUGUGCCUUGACAUUCGCGACUUUGAGGACGGACCGAAGGAUCAGAACAACAUCAUCGCUGCGAUGGACGAGAGUCGGAAGACGAUGUUUGUCAUCUCUAGUAGCUUCCUGCGGAGCAAGCGCUGCCUGUGGGAGCUGGAGAUGUCCAAGAACAAACGCUACGGGAAGAACAAGGACGACCUGAUCUUUGUUCUCCUGGAGAACGUCCCGCAGACGAAGAUGCCCAAGUCGCUGCAGAAGGUGAUGAUGGGAAGGAAGUACCUGCGCUGGCCGGAGGACCCCCGGCAGAGGGACGCCUUCUGGCAGUGCCUGCGCGAGUCCUUCAAGACCAACAUCUUCAAACGGCAGGGCAACAGGAUCGAGAUGCAGCAGAUAUAGACUUUAUCUAUGCCAUCUAACAGACACAACAUGUCAUGGCACUGGCACUUUGGGUAUAGGCAGAAACUUGGAAGAUAAUAACUAUUUUAUAAGUAACAUUCAGUUAUUCAAGGCUACUAACUUUUAAUAUGAACAUGUACUGCCAACCUAGCAGCCCAAACAGCAUAGACAUCAAUUUGAACUUAAAUGCAGGAAUUUUAUUAUUUGAUUUGAUCUCCUUUAAGUUUAAGAAAAGAGAAAAUGACGUUCUGCUCCUUAAAAGCCGAUCCCUUUCUAAUGAGUAAUUGAAAUUCCACCAAAACAGAGAAGUGUAAGGUUCUCAGGGUAUGAAAUCAUGAUAUAGUUGACAACAGCACUUGUAACAAACCUUGGCAGGCGGGUCAGACAAAAUAACACUGUCAGCAUGUGUAGAUUUCAGGGAAAAACAGUAGUUAACAACAUGGGUAAGGGACUGGUAAAUUUGUAGGAACAGAUAAAAAAUUGUAUCUUGCUACUUAAUAGAACAACACUACUAGUGCUCUAAAGCUUAAUGCAUACAAUAUUAUACCAAAUAUUUCCAUACCUUGUGUAAGGUAUACCAAGCUUACUUUCAAAACACUACUCCUGGCUUGUCCCUUAUGCUAUCAGUUGGCACAUGUUGAAAUAUGGGAUGCCAAGAGAAAGAGGAAGGAAAUACAGAAUCAUGACUGCCUCUUUUACUGUAAAUCCUGAUAUCUUUUAGCUUACUCAUAAACUGAAUAUUCAAGCACCUGUUGACCAUAAUGUUAAAACCACUUGUUACUUAUACAUGUCUGUAAAUGAUGUCUUGUGUACAGAAUUUUGAAAAAAAAUGCUACAAUAGCUUAGUGGGAAGGAUGAUUGCUUUUCAUGUGGUAGAUAGUGGGUUCCUUGGCUCAGUCAUACUGAAGACAAAUAUAUAUACAUGUAAUCCAAAUGACUUCAUGUAAUCACUUAAAAUGACAUCAAUGGAAGAAACUGACAGCACAGGAAGUUUUAUGUUUAUAUGUUUAUAUAUCUUAUGCAUUCAAACUGUAUAUCUAUUCAACUAUUGUAACAGCAUAUGUAAUCUAUACCGUUUUACCAUGACAUAAUAUCAAGAUCAACAUAGGUACUUAUUAUGUAGAGGGACACUUUAAGUUUUGAUGGACUCUCUAGUCUUGAAAUCAUAGAUUGAUUAAGGCUUGCAUUUAUAGUUCUUUUGUAUUCAUUCAUCUACAAUUGUUAUCAAUAUAGAUUAAAUAUUUGGAUUUUCAACAUGAUUGAAGAUAUACAGUGCUGAGUUUGCUGUAGAAAAUAACUGUCAGCAUACAACAACAAAAAUAAAUUUGACACUGCAGCAAAUGCUGGUA
This is a messenger RNA of Branchiostoma belcheri (Belcher's lancelet), 4085 nucleotides long. RefSeq names its product toll-like receptor 13. Bases 1264 to 2736 code for a protein of 490 amino acids. NCBI's taxonomy places the organism in Eukaryota, Metazoa, Chordata, Leptocardii, Amphioxiformes, Branchiostomatidae. Gene Ontology annotation, biological process: inflammatory response; toll-like receptor signaling pathway; immune response. The record is from RefSeq and is a predicted model, not a curated record. The transcript has a single exon. Gene Ontology annotation, molecular function: protein binding; transmembrane signaling receptor activity. Gene Ontology annotation, cellular component: membrane.